Molecule: messenger RNA, 1372 nt
Organism: Salvelinus namaycush (lake trout)
Lineage: Eukaryota; Metazoa; Chordata; Actinopteri; Salmoniformes; Salmonidae
Exons: 5
Coding region: 242-1372 (376 amino acids)
Source: RefSeq, a predicted model, not a curated record
UCAGAACCUUGUGCCAAAGCCCCCGCAAGGCCCCGGGCCCAGCCGAGAGGCCAAUAUAGCAAAGGCAGAAAAGAAGGCCAGAGAGGCUAUCAAGGCUAGAAGGGCUAGGGAGGCUAAGGCAGGGGUGAAAAAACUAAGCCGCCAAGUAGUUGGUGUGUUGGCACUGCCUCAAACUCUUCUAUCUCGAACAACCAGUUACAGUGUCCUGCCAGCUAUCAAGAAGGGCACUAAAGUUACUAAAAUGGAGACAACAGAACCCCUAUGUCCCUUGACACCUGAUGGGGAGAUAAUGAUGACGACCACCCAUGCAGCACGGGCAGCUCCUUCCCAGACCCUGGAAGAAGAGGUGGGGGGAGCUGAGGUCUCCGAGAUGAGUGACAGCUCCCUGAUGCCCACCAAGAACAGGCAGGACUCCCUGGAGAAGAUUCCCUCCCUCCUACCAGGCAAGGAGGACAUCCUCCUUCGCAGCACUCCCUGUGCCACCGUCAUGAGCCCCCAGACUCUGAAGUUUAUUCUCCAUGGCAUCAUGUGCCAACUGGAGGCCUCAGAGUCCCCCCAGACAAGGAGGGCCAAUGACCCCUUCAGGCUGAUGAAGGAUCUCUUUGUGGAGGUCCAGCAUGCCCUGAAGAAUGCUGACAUCUCUGUCGUCUUUGGCCUGGAGGAGAGCAUCCAAUUCAGUGGGCAGGAUGCGGUGAAGGCCAUCGUGAAGACUGCGGCUAAAAGAUUGUCCCUGCGUUCGGACUCCAACCGGGCUCAACUGCGUGCCGCACGCUCUGGUAGCGAGGGAGCCAUCGGGUGCAUGGCGGACACCAUCACACAAGUCAUAGAUGACUAUUCCGAGAACUGGAGUUCCGACGGCCAUUUUGGAGCCAGGAGGAGCCGUGCUAGUGGGAGAUCACACUCCUCAACCUCCUCAAGGAGUGACGUCACCCUCACCGAGGAGCUCCUGGCUUGGAGGGAAACCCUAGAAGAGGACCUAGAGGAGAUGGCUGAUGACAGCACUGGUUUGGAAAAGACCAGUGUAAGCUCAGCCAUCUCUGAGAAGUCCCAGGUAAUUAGCUACCUUUCUGAAAGCACCAAGCCCAUCAGCAGCGCCCUCUCCACAGACCUCAAGGACAUCACCUCCACACAGAAAGAGAAGGAAGAGGCUACGAAGAAAGAAGUGAGGAAGUCAGGAAAGAAGAAGCGAGGAAAUAACAAGGACCAGAAGAAGAACAAGGUGUCUCCUCUUGGCAAUGAUAGUAUUGUAUCUGCAGAUGAGCCUAAGAAAAAACAGGCUCUCCUCCCGCGGAUCACAGCCGCCCUGGCAAAACUAUUUUGCUUCCCCUGCAAGUGCCAUCACACAAACCGAAACAGGCAAAAGCCUACGUAA